Lolium rigidum is the source of this 1459-nucleotide messenger RNA. RefSeq names its product 26S proteasome non-ATPase regulatory subunit 6. The record is from RefSeq and is a predicted model, not a curated record. Bases 48 to 1217 code for a protein of 389 amino acids. Gene Ontology annotation, biological process: proteasome-mediated ubiquitin-dependent protein catabolic process. NCBI's taxonomy places the organism in Eukaryota, Viridiplantae, Streptophyta, Magnoliopsida, Poales, Poaceae. The transcript is spliced from 8 exons.
CUAGUCUCUCCCCAUCUCUUGCGGCAGAAGCAAAGCGCGGCGGCGAGAUGGACGGCGGCGGCGGCGAGGAAGGGAAGCAGCAGCCGCACCUGGUGCUAGCGCACAAGCUCUUCCUCCUCUCGCAGCCGGACCUGGACGACCUCGCCAAGGUCGGCCUCCGCGACGACGUCCUCGCCGCAGUAAAAUCCGAUGACAUGGCGGCGCUGUACGAGUCGCUGGGGGCCAGCGGCGUGCUGGAGACGGACGCGGCGCUGCUCACGGAGAUGCGCGGCAGGAUCGAGGAGGAGACCCGCAAGUUCGACGAGAAGAUCGCCGAUGCUGAAGAGAACUUGGGUGAGAGUGAAGUGCGCGAAGCCCAUCUAGCCAAAUCCUUGUAUUUCAUCAGAGUUGGCGAGAAGGAAAAGGCACUGGAGCAGCUUAAAAUUACUGAAGGAAAAACUGUAGCUGUUGGGCAAAAGAUGGACCUUGUUUUCUACGCGUUGCAGAUUGGCCUUUUCCAUAUGGACUUUGAUCUCAUCUCAAAGUCCAUCGACAAGGCCAAAAUCUUGUUUGAGGCGGGUGGUGACUGGGAGAGGAAGAACAGAUUGAAAGUGUAUGAAGGCUUGUACUGUAUGGCCACUAGAGACUUCAAGAAGGCUACUAGCUUAUUUUUGGACUCCAUUUCAACUUUCACGACCUAUGAGUUGUUCCCCUAUGAUACGUUCAUCUUUUACACGGUCCUUACAAGUGUUAUCACGUUGGACCGUGUAUCUCUCAAACAAAAGGUGGUGGACGCACCUGAGAUCCUGGCUGUAAUUGGCAAAGUACCUCACCUGUCUGAGUUUCUCAAUUCCCUCUACAAUUGUCAGUACAAGUCAUUUUUUGUGGCAUUUUCUGGCCUGACAGAGCAGAUCAAGUUAGACCGUUACUUGCAACCUCAUUUCCGCUACUUCAUGCGUGAAGUGCGCACUGUUGUCUAUUCACAAUUUCUUGAGUCAUACAAGAGUGUGACGAUGGAAGCAAUGGCUGUCUCAUUUGGUGUGACAGUUGAUUUCAUAGACCAGGAAUUGUCGCGCUUUAUUGCUGCCGGGAAGCUUCACUGCAAGAUUGAUAAAGUUGCCGGUGUCCUGGAGACAAACCGACCUGAUUCACGGAACGCCUUCUACCAGUCUACCAUCAAGCAAGGAGACUUCUUGCUGAACCGCAUCCAGAAGCUAUCGCGAGUCAUUGACCUGUAGGCUUUCCUUGUGUUGGAGCAUCUCAUUGCUAGAACCCUAUUCAAGCUCCCUUACAAGACUUUGUUUUAGCUUUUACAUUUUGCAUAUCAAAUCAGCACAAAGGAGGAGGGUUAGCAAAAGUCUUUUUUUUUAUCUGAGAAUUUGACUUGUAACAUAACUAUUAUGGAUAGAGAUAACUGCAGUCUGCAGAGGAUUGCCUAAAACGACUGCUGCUUCUAUGAUGAAUCCAUCCAUUUAUUUCA